GGCCAUGGCGCUGCUCUUCACUGCCGUGCGCGUGGUGCUGGGGCUCUUCUUCCUCUUCACGGGGGCUGUGAAGCUGAUAGAGCAGAUCUCGCCCGAGCUGUAUCUGCAAAUGAAGUCACAGUUCGUGCAGUUCGCCGACGUCUUUCCCCUGAAGGAAUUUGGCUACAAACCGGAGCCGGACUGGUACCUGGAGGUGGUCGGCUGGAUUGAAGUGGUGGCCGGGUUGUUGCUGGCAUUUGGGCCCCAGCUCCUGCAAGAGAUCAGCAACUUUGUGCUCACCAUCAUCAUGAUUGGUUCCAUCUACACCCUCCUGGCGCUGAAGGAGUCUAUUGCCAUGUGCGCCCCGGCCACAGUCUGCCUUGGCCUCCUGCUGCUGCUCAACAUACGAGGGAGGGAGGAGGGAAGGGCCAAGCCUAAAUUUGAGUAACUAGAAGAGCAGAGAGGGGGUUUGAUUGGCAGGAGGUGAUAUGAUUCCCCAAAGAAGGAUGGUGAAGACCUCACUUCUUGCCAGUUCACUUGCAGCUGACACACAGUACAAUCUCUUUUGUUCCCGGCAAGCCCUGCUGGUGGACCUGGUGCUGAAUAACCCAUGGGGUUGCUUCUCCUUUGGGUGGACCUGCUGUCUUUCUGUACAAGGGGGGUUGGGAGCAGUUGCCCCACUGGUAGCUUUGCAUUGAGGGCAGUGGCUGGAUGGCUUCUCUGUCUUGAUCCCUGCACCCCCCCGUCUCUCUCCUUGGGGUGCAGCAUAACUGGAGCUGGGUUGUGGCCCACACCCUGUGUGAUGCAGUGAGAGCUGGCGGAAAGCCCUGGGAAACAACAAUGUGAGCCCCUUUUCAUGAGCUUCCCCAAGAGGGGGCUUAGCUCAAGGCCCAGGAAACCCUCAGUCCCUCUGCUGAGGCUGCCAAAUUGUGCAGGGGGUGGGAUCCUCUAGGAACUGGGCUGAGAUCCAGUGCUAGGCACAGGGAGCCAUCAACCCCUGGCUGGGUUUGAACCACCGGCCUGGAGCUGGUCCUUGAGGUUCUGGACAGGUCCCUCCCAGCUGUGACUGGUGGGCUUUGCACUGCCUCUGGGAUGGAUGUGGUGGGACUGAUGGGCCUCUUGCUGGGACCUCCCUUCUCACCCCUUCGUUCUCCCAUGUGCUCAGAACCAGCUGCAGGGGUCCCAGUGCAACCCAUGCUCCACUGCCAGCCCAGUCCCCCUUGGCUUCCCCUCCUUGUGAGCCAGCCCUCCAAAGCCCUGGGGCCGAUUCCAGGCCCACCCAGUGACUGCCUGUUGCACUUUCCUUCCCUCUGACCUUCCCACUGCCCUGCCUGUCUCUGCUAGGCCAGCGGGAGCCUGUCUCUGCAUCCCAGAAGCAGCCAGAUUGGAGACCACCGUGAAGACCCCCAAGGUCCAGGCUUGACAUGCCACCAGCUUGGCAUCUUCUUGGGGGGCUCUGUAUGGGGUGUGGAGUGCCCCUGCUCUAUGGCUGACAAUCCCACGUGGCCAGCCUGUGGGGUGGCAGUGUUGGGUCUGCGCUGUCCAUGUCCUGUGGCCUCUGACUCUUUUAAAUAAAGCCUCUGUUUCUAA
Molecule: messenger RNA, 1569 nt
Organism: Alligator sinensis (Chinese alligator)
Lineage: Eukaryota; Metazoa; Chordata; Crocodylia; Alligatoridae
Gene: TMEM35B
Product: transmembrane protein 35B
Exons: 3
Coding region: 5-427 (140 amino acids)
Source: RefSeq, a predicted model, not a curated record